Miscanthus lutarioriparius is the source of this 1068-nucleotide messenger RNA. Lineage: Eukaryota; Viridiplantae; Streptophyta; Magnoliopsida; Poales; Poaceae. The record is from the annotation of a GenBank genome assembly.
AUGGCGUCUGCCGAGCAGGAGCAGGAGACGCCCCCAAACCGUCACGUCGCCGCCGGCGGCCGCCUCCGCCAAACCCAUCCACGACCGCUUCCCUCCUCCUGGUGCCUUAUGGAUCAAGUACCUCCGUCGUCCUCUUCCACCCGCCGCCUUAAGCAAUCCCCUACACCGCCGGGUUCCUCCCCCGGCCUCCUCAUCGACCCUGUACCGCCGGCUUGCUCUUCCGGCCUCCUCAUCGACACUGUACCGCCGGCGCCGGCUUCCACCGCCGCCCGCCCGCCCAACUACCGCCGGAUUGCUCCGAUUCCUCCUAUACGUCGAUCUCCACCAUUCUCGAAGCGCCUCACAUAUCUGCUUCGUCUCGGCCGAGACCGCGAUGGGAUUACUUCGUCAGCACUCACGUCUUCCUUGUUGGCCGGUGAUGAUGGUCAAGGCGACUGUAAUGGGAUUUCUUGGCGGCCACACACAUCCUCGUCCUUGGCCACCAUUGAUGAGAUUCAGCAGCUCACAUCCUCGUCCUCGGCCGGUGACCAGAGUCCACCGCCUCUAACCAGCUCAUCCUUGGCCAGUGACGAGAUUCAACAGCCUCUCACAAUCUCGUCCUCUUCUGUUGAUCCUCACCCAGCUUCGCUCACCUCCCAGGAGCUUGGGUUGGUGGCUGAUAUCAUGAUGUGGUACCGGUCAAUUGUCUUGUUUUCCUUUGCAGCUGUUGUGAUUUACAACGAACACGAUUAUCCAGCUGCUAUGGUAUCAGUGAUUGCAGGGAUAUUAUGCAUAUAUAUGCACUACUGGUCCAUGCACAUUACACAGUUCUGGCUGAAUUAUCCGCACGAUGAGGAUUCGUCCAUCCUUGUGUGGCUAUGCUGUUUCAUCGUUUUCAUGUUUGCGCUUUUUAUUGGAGUCCAGCAUAGUGUUCUUGCUGGCAUGUGUAUUACACUUGUCCCAACAAUGUGUAUGGCUGGAUACUUAAUUAGUUGUAUACAUGAGUAUAACUGCACAAGGCGUCGUCAAAAUCUUGAGCAGCCUCUGGAUUCGGAUCUUCAUCAGGAUGAACAUACUCAGGAUUCCUAG